Amphibalanus amphitrite is the source of this 5412-nucleotide messenger RNA. Its product is annotated as transformer-2 protein homolog alpha-like. The coding region runs from base 323 to 1126 and encodes 267 amino acids. NCBI's taxonomy places the organism in Eukaryota, Metazoa, Arthropoda, Thecostraca, Balanomorpha, Balanidae. Gene Ontology annotation, cellular component: spliceosomal complex. Gene Ontology annotation, biological process: positive regulation of mRNA splicing, via spliceosome. Gene Ontology annotation, molecular function: RNA binding. The record is from RefSeq and is a predicted model, not a curated record. The transcript is spliced from 8 exons.
UUUAUUUUGAAAGAGCUGAAGGCAAAAAUCAGGACAGUAUAGUAAUAUACUUCAAAGCCUUAGAAGAUGAAAUAAUAAUCUAAUUUGCCCAUCGUAUGGUUUGUUUUGAGAAUAGUUUCUUAGCUGACGUCAUUUAUGAAUGGAAACGUUCAAGGCCAGCUGGUACAGUGUCCCCAUCUAGCGAUCCGUCGCGUCCGACCGUCGCCAUGCGGCGUCGGCGUCGUUGUUGAGAAUUCCGCGUGCCGCCAUUUUGAGUCGGUGUGGUGUGCUGUCCCGGCGUUCACGUUUUCUCUUGAAGUGCGUUUCCUAGUGAAAUUUGAAGAUGAGCGACCGAGAGAGUUCACCGGAGCGAAAUGUGAAGGAGGGAACACCAAACGGUUCAGCGGACUCGUACAGCCCGGAACGGCGUAACAAACGGGCUGCCUCACGGUCCAAGUCCGGCUCGCGGGAACGGGACCGGUCACGCAGCUACUCGCCGAAGCGAACCCGGCAGCGCAGCCGGUCGCCGGGCUCCAACCGACGCCGCCACCUCGGCGACAGGGAAAAUCCGUCUGCCACCCGCUGCCUGGGCGUAUUUGGACUGAGUCUGUACACCCAGACGCGGCACCUGCGUGACGUCUUCUCCAAGUACGGCAACAUCGACGAGAUCACCAUCGUCACCGAUGCCCAGACGGGCCGGUCCCGUGGCUUCGCCUUCGUCUACUUUGAGAAUCUGGAGGAUGCCAAGCGUGCCAAGGAGGACUGCAACGGCAUCGAGAUCGAUAACCGCAAGAUCCGCGUGGACUUCUCCAUCACCAAGCGGCCGCACACACCGACGCCCGGAAUCUACAUGGGCCGUCCCUCUCAGUUCUCCCGUCGCUCCCGGGGCCGUCGCGGCUACGGUGGCUACGGCGGUGGCCACGGCGGCUACGACCGCUACGACGACCGGCGCGACUACGAUCGGCGCGGCGGCUACGACCGGCGUGACGACUACUACCGGGACGACUAUCGGCGCGACGACUACCGGCGGGACGACUACCGGCGUUCGCCGUCGCCCUACUACGGAGGCGGCCGGCGCUACCGCCGCUCGCGCAGCCGCUCCUACUCGCCACGCCGUGAAUAUGACGGAGGUCGGUACAGGUACUGAGCGCGGCGCGGCCAGCCAGCGGCGGCCGCUGACGGCGGCGCCCUCUCUCCCGCGCGCCACCCUCCCCUCGCACACACACACAUGCAUACCUACCGGCUUCUCCUCCGUUCCGGCCUCUCCCGAAGAUCCUCCUGUCCACAUACUGUGUGUGUGCCUGCGUGUCCGGCUCACUGGGGCGAGUCUGCAGCGCUCUGCAGUCUGUGGGGUGCACUGCACAGUCCGGUCGCCGGUGUGUCUGGCUGUAUGAAUGGUCUUAUUGACUGACUGUGUGGGAGCGAGCGUCUGGCUGAGUGAGUGCGUGUGUGAGUGUGCUGCGGCCGGACCGGUGGCCUGGGACGGGGGCGCGGCCGUCGCCCGUGGGCGGCCGCAUCACUGUGUUGUGUCGUGCUGUGGGUAUGAGAGUGCUCAUUGGUUUUCGGUCUGCCGGGCCUGGACGGCGGCGGACGUUCAUUUGGUUUGCGCGUGCACUGGGCGUCGGUGGCUGGUCGGGGCCGGCACCUGGUCAUCCCACCGGCACCGGCCACCGACGCUCGGUCCGCGCAGUUCAUCAUGUUCAGGCGUUACAAUAAAGGCCUUUUUAGAUUGGCACUAAUACCAGUUCUGUUCUUUUUAAGAUGGAAAUCGACGAGUCCUUAAACGGAAGUUAGAAGUAACUCGACCGGGUUGAAAAACCAAGUGUGCGCGGUUCGGAUGGCAUCAGAAACUCAGAAACUCAGAACAUUCAGACAUCACAAGAAGAUGUAAAAAUAAGAAUCAAGGUCAUCGACCUGAAGCCACUAGAAGGCCAAGACCGAAACACUCGAAGCUACGGCCAAGUCACUGAACACGGUUACCAAGCUGGGGAACAAGCAAAACCCUAUCCCUCGCCUGCGCCGCCGGCGGUGGACAGCAGCGGCGGCUUGGCGACACAUCCUCCGGACUCGACCUUCACCAACAGAACCAAGCGGCCACCCUGAAAAGGUACGUACCGGGGACGGGGGGCACCGACGUCCCGUGAACGAAGGAAUCGACGUUAGUGAAUGUGAUAUCCGUCUGUAAACGGAGGGAGGGAGGGGACAAUCGAAUCCCUCUAUGAAGUCACUGAUUUGUACUGGAACGCAAUGGGGAUCUGACAAUGGAUCGUCAGUAAAUUUGAUGCAACGUGUGUCUGUAUGUGGUGUGUACUAGUGAUGUCAAUCGGUUACCGAAAAUUUCGGUUACCGAAAAGAUAUGCUGGCCGAUUCGGUAAUCGGUCGGUCAGGCCCCCAAAAAAUCGGACACUUUCGGUCACCCUGCCAGUAAAACCAUUUUCAAAAAGAGAAAGUAUUCCAUUUUUGCCUAGUUAAAAUGAAAUUUAUUGGGAUGUUAAUGAUGAGUUGCAAAAUUUCCCCCAAAAGCUACAAAAGAUGCCACAUUUUGGCAACUUCAAAUCAGUACCCAUCCCACCCAGCAGGCAGCAGCCACCCAUUGUGCAACCACAACUACAAGCAGGCUGAUUUUGACUCAGUUGGCCCCACAAGUACACACAAUUUUGAAACUCAAUUCCAGUCUAACUGUUAAGAUAUCACCUGUAAUCAAAGAAGUAUUGCCUACAAAAAUCAUUAUACCUACAGUCAUCAAAAAUGCAAGGACAAAAAGAACUUGAAUUACUGAAAUGUGUUUCUGAAGACUGGACAGUUAGCACUAAGCACUUAGCAGUGAUCACAUUUACAUUUCACAGGUGUUCUACUAUUCCACAUUCUCCUUAAAUAUUGCAGGUACCAACCAAAUGUUUGAAAUCUAGAUGACCAAAGCAUAAAUACAUGGGAAUCUUGAUAAAAACUACAGAGGGCCACGUCCGCUUUCUGGAAUCUUCCACAUCAUCUCCAAACACAAGGGAUUUCGAAACAGAUGCGCCAUAACAGAGACUUUAAACCAGCUGAUUAAGUUUCUGCAAAAAAGGUUUUGGAUUGUUACAUGCUGCCUCGUGAAUGAUUUUAUUGAUGUAAAUGGUCCAACACGAUAUUGAAUUCUAAUGAAAUCAACAUUGUAAGUGUAAUUCACUGCAAGAAAAUAAUUUCACUUCAAUAAUUCAACCAAAAGGGCAUAUAAAUAAAUAUUACGUCAUCGUCUUGCAUUCUUUAGUUAGGGAAGGGAAGACAGAAUCUUAAAAGUCAAUCCUUGGUUCUACUUGGGUUCUACUAUUUUGCGCCACUUUGUAGUAAUUUUGUCUGCAUAUUGUGUUUCCUUAUAAAGAUAAGACAAAGUGCCAGUCAGUAGCGGCGGAACACCUUCAAUCAAAGGGGGGCACUGCCUACUUUUGGUCCCAUAUUUUCCAUGCAACACCCAUAGGGCUAAUGUUAAAAUGCCAAAAUCAAAGGAGGGCACGGUGCCCCGGUGCCCUCCCCCACCCCGUUCCGCUGCCUAUGGUGCCAGUUUAAUGAAUUUUCAUUUCAUUUUUUGGACGAAAUUCAGGCUCAGAGCUACCUACCUAAUACCUGCCUUUUCAGCUGGAUUUUCAGUGUUAAAUUCUUCGUAGAGUAUCUCAGACCUCAUCUCAAGACUCAAGGCCGGUUUCCAAGCAGUGUUGAUGUUGAUGUGUUUUGUGGUGUUUUGAUUCUGCCUUUUCUCCUAGGGAAUGUUGUCAUGAGCAUACCUAUUACCAACCAUUAGACUUACUAAUUGAUCGUGCUUUCGCAACAUGAAUGAGUAUUCUUCCUUACAUAGACCACAGCAGAUUCUUGACAAUUCUAAUUAACCAAAUCUGUGAAAUGCUGAGGUCCAUGUGUAAUGUGUAUUGUGCUCCUAGUCUACCCUUAGCAAUGUAACUUCUACCACAAAAUGUAUUUUGCAGUGGUUAGGAAUUAACUGAUUUGGACUGAAAUGCCAUUUCCCAUUAUUUUCCAUCAGAAUUUACCAAUUAUUUUAAUUUUGGGGUAGAGUAAUAGCAAAUAGAAUUUCGGUCAAAUUUCGGUCAAAUUUUGGCUUGGGAUGUUAUCGGUCGGUCGGUGUGUUCAGUGUGUCUAAACCACUUGUAAUUCAGUGUUUGGGAGUGUUUAUAAUGUCUUUCGUCCAAAAGAGGCGCAUUUCAACUUUCUCCCAUUGACCUAUAAUGGGGAGGUCGCAAAAUUGACCUGACCUUAGGUCAUCGAUAUCAAAAUUCUGAGAUAUACAUUUUGUACAUGCUAUUGCUCUUAGCAAUCGCUGAAAGUUUCAAAGCGAUCGGUCACUCGGUGUAGCUAUGACAGACAUUGAAACUUUUUAUGAGGUGAGGUCACUUCAAGUGACCUGGUGACCUGACCUUGAAUGACCUUGGUCUGAAAUUUUCACAACAUGUGUAGAAUUGAUGUAUGAUAAGGUGUACCAAAAACGGCGGCGCGGAGCGCCGCCGUUUUUGAGAUAUUCGCGAAAAACCACAAGGGGGGGGUGUUCAAACACCCCUCCCCCCCAGCAGGGCGCGGGUUAAGGGAGGAAGGGGUUUGGCUGUGUGUACAGUGCCGAAAAUAUUCGGUGCAUUUGUUACUGAGUGACACGGACAGCGCAGCACACCAUUGGCUGAUUGUUUCGGCUGGCUGGCGGUGUCCUGGGCCCGUCGGCGGCGGGCUCUCGGUCACUGUGUCUGUGCCGCUGCUGGAGGCGGUGGUGGUGGGACGCCGCGGCCGGUCCGCUGCGGUCCGGCCGGCCUGACCGGUGCUGUCCUCUCUCGUCUUCCAGGUCGGUACAGGUACUGAGCGCGGCGCGGCCAGCCAGCGGCGGCCGCUGACGGCGGCGCCCUCUCUCCCGCGCGCCACCCUCCCCUCGCACACACACACAUGCAUACCUACCGGCUUCUCCUCCGUUCCGGCCUCUCCCGAAGAUCCUCCUGUCCACAUACUGUGUGUGUGCCUGCGUGUCCGGCUCACUGGGGCGAGUCUGCAGCGCUCUGCAGUCUGUGGGGUGCACUGCACAGUCCGGUCGCCGGUGUGUCUGGCUGUAUGAAUGGUCUUAUUGACUGACUGUGUGGGAGCGAGCGUCUGGCUGAGUGAGUGCGUGUGUGAGUGUGCUGCGGCCGGACCGGUGGCCUGGGACGGGGGCGCGGCCGUCGCCCGUGGGCGGCCGCAUCACUGUGUUGUGUCGUGCUGUGGGUAUGAGAGUGCUCAUUGGUUUUCGGUCUGCCGGGCCUGGACGGCGGCGGACGUUCAUUUGGUUUGCGCGUGCACUGGGCGUCGGUGGCUGGUCGGGGCCGGCACCUGGUCAUCCCACCGGCACCGGCCACCGACGCUCGGUCCGCGCAGUUCAUCAUGUUCAGGCGUUACAAUAAAGGCCUUUUUAGAUUGGCACUAAUACCA